AUGGCGUCUCUGUUGCGCCGCUCGGGCGUUGCGCAGCUGGUUAAUCGUAGACUAACACAGUUGCAAGGCGCGGAUGCGUCGCGCUUCAUCCAGGCUGUACUGACCAAUGACAUGACGAGCGUGACGCGCCGCGGCGACGCGAUCUACGGUGGAUUCCUGAGCUCCAAGGGCCGUGUGGUGGGCGACUGCAACGUGCUACAGCUCGCAGACGACGCAUUCCUGCUAGACUACGACGAAGAAGUGGCUGAACCUCUUAUGAAGCACUGGAAGCGCUACAAGCUGCGCAUGAAAGUCAAGAUCGAGGACAAGACAGACGCCUUCUCGCUCUACGCCACACUGCCCGCACUUGUGGACGAGGAGGACGCGGCACUGACGCCGUCGGUCAAGACGUUGGACGAGCUGCAGACGCUGAAUCCUGGAGACAACUCAGUGGUGUAUGCCGACCCGCGAGGAGACCACUUCGGCGUGAGGGCUAUCGUCCCCACUGACGAAACCUUUAAUGUGCCGGAGGAAUACGAGACGAUGGACACGUCGGAUUACUUGGACCAUCGCAUCGCUCUCGGAGUAGCAGAAGGCAAGGAAUUGGUGGAUGGAAUCCCGCUUGAGUGCAAUUUGGACCUGAUGCAUGGCGUGUCUUUCCGUAAGGGCUGCUAUGUUGGUCAGGAACUCACGGCUCGCACGCAGUUUAAAGGCAACAUUCGCAAACGGUUAGUGCCUAUGGCAUUAAUUCCAUCGGAUCAGACCGACGUUGUAAAAACUCUCUCGGAACUUGCGUUCAAGACUUUUGCGGAGCCAUCGCAUGGAGCGUUGCGCUCAUACUUGGCAGCCUCGAAGGAAUGGAAGGGCGUCAAGGCGCCGGAAAUCGGAGACAAGAUUGUGUCAACCGGCGGAACGAAAGCAGUUGGAACGAUUUUUAACGUCGGAAAAGACGUGAGCUGCGCCAUUGCCAUGAUGCGUCUAGGCAACCUUCUCCCGUCAGAGUCGGAAGAAGUCGAGGUUGUGCCCAGCAUGAAGUUCUCGACACAGGACGGUGCCUUCCACGCCGUCCCGUACCAGCCCUCGUGGUGGCCUCAGCUUGACUUGAAGACGGGAAAAAUGCUGCUAUGA
This is a messenger RNA of Phytophthora nicotianae INRA-310, 1107 nucleotides long. RefSeq lists its product as hypothetical. Bases 1 to 1107 code for a protein of 368 amino acids. Gene Ontology annotation, cellular component: mitochondrial matrix. Lineage: Eukaryota; Oomycota; Peronosporomycetes; Peronosporales; Peronosporaceae. Gene Ontology annotation, molecular function: protein binding. The record is from RefSeq and is a predicted model, not a curated record. The transcript is spliced from 3 exons.